This is a messenger RNA of Aedes albopictus (Asian tiger mosquito), 1566 nucleotides long. RefSeq lists its product as uncharacterized. The record is from RefSeq and is a predicted model, not a curated record. Gene Ontology annotation, molecular function: RNA binding. Bases 186 to 1490 code for a protein of 434 amino acids. NCBI's taxonomy places the organism in Eukaryota, Metazoa, Arthropoda, Insecta, Diptera, Culicidae. The transcript is spliced from 5 exons.
CUUUUAAUGAGAGGUUCCGAACUUUUUGAAACAUCUUGGCAUUAUUUAUUUUGUCUCCAUGCAUACUGUCAUUUGAAUCAAAACAAACUCGCCGCUUCUCGCUGUGUGUAAACAAGUUUCGCCAAAAAAGCUUUGCCGCUGAACAGAGUUCUGUGAAAUAAACUGCGUCUGGAGUGUGGAUCACCAUGGAUGCAGCGGUUUCUUCCAGCACCGAUCGCAGCCUGCAGCAGAAUCCGGCCGUUCGGCGUCGGCAGAUGCGGCAGAAGGUGUUGAACCGCAUCCGGAAGGUCAACAUCAAAAACAAGGGGCUGAAGAGUUUCUACUAUUUUACCUACGAAACCGUGGCGGUGGAUGGCAGGAACAAAUCGGGAACCACCGCAUCCACCUACUUUUUCAAUGGGGAACCGUGCGAGGGGGAUGAGCAGUUCCUGAAGCAAAUGAAACGUAGCGUAUUCGUAACCAACGUUGCCGCCGGAACGAGAAAAUCGGAAAUCAAGGAACUGUUCGACCGCUACGGCAAAAUCGAAAGUAUCCAACUGAAGUCGCGAAAUGGUGAAACGAUCGUAGGAAGACAGCACAUUUCCCCGUACAGUCCCAUCGUGGCCAUCGUUAAGUUCAGCAAAAAGGAAGAAGCCGAACGCGCUUGCGAAACGAAGGAUGGCAAAUUCCAGGCGAAGUUGGUCGAUGCUCGGUCCAAUUAUGAAAAAGAAAACUGUAUUCGUGUUGAGAACGUAGAUCCUAAGGUUACGAAAAUGGAGCUAAGGGAGCAUUACGGCGCUUGUGGAACUAUUCUUGGAAUUUCGCUGGAAACGAAUGACGGUUCCUUGAUACUUACGGACAAGGAGUAUCAAAAGCUGAGCUUUGUUUGCUGCUACAUUCGCUUCAGUCGUAGGAGCGAGGCCAAGGUGGCACGGGAAAUGCACGAGUACAUAUUCCGGGAGAGGAAGCUCCGAGUGGAGUUGGCCUACCAGAAGCACUGCGAUCCAAACAAACUGAGCAACAACGUUUUGCGAAUGUUUUUCCAGAACGUCGGUAAUGUGGUCGCCCUGGACCAGAUUCCGCACCAGCACAUGGGUUACGUGUGCUACAAAAAUCCUCUUGCGCCGGAAACGAUCAAACGGCUGAAUCAGCGCGUCUACCGCAACAAGAGAAUCCACUUUGAAAAGCUAGACAUCGGAAAUCUGGUCAAGAAGCAGCAGACCAAGUCUGGCGGCGAUGCCAUGGACAUUGGCACCAGCAGUAUUCAGGAUGGCGGAGCCAUGACUUCCACGCCGAAUGCCUCAGCUUCGACGUCCUCGGGAGCAGGAUCCGUGCCGAAGAAGGCAAAAACGAAGAACUUGCAGAAAAAGAUGGCCAACACCAGCGGGGCAGCUGCUGCAACGCCAGGAGCAGCCCCGAAGAAGAAGAUGCCCAGAAAGAGCGCAGGAACUGCGACAAAGGCAAAAGCAACCGAGAAGGCCACCAAGACUGCAAAAGAGGAGAUGUCGUAAUGAUAAGCUUGAAUCGAAUGUAGAUUUAACAUGAUAUUUGCAUUAAAUUGUGUCGUAUUUAUGACAAUGCAAUACA